AUGAAUGCUUUUCGAGCUUGUUCAUUGUUGUUACCAUCAAGUACAUUUCGUUUGGUGAGAAAAAAUUUAGUAUCAAAUAGUAACACAAGUACUCUUCGAUCCAUAGCAGAUCGUUUCGGUGUUAAACAUCGUAGUCGACGUUUUUUGAGAAAUUAUAUUAUAGCGAAUGGAUUGUUAUUUGGUGGUGGUAGUCUUUAUUAUUUUUAUUAUCUUACACCAAAAGAAAGACGUCAAAUAAGAGUUGUAUUUGAAGGUUUACAACGUGGAUUUCGAUCAUUUCAAAUCGGUUUUCUUAUUACAGUUGAUUAUAAAUAUCAUUUUUGGACAAUACCUGAAACAUCACCAGAAUAUGAAAUCAAACUUAAAGAAUGUCAUAAACGAGCAGCAGCUAGAAUAGCUCAAGGAUGUAUUGAAAAUGGUGGUUUAUAUGUUAAAAUGGGUCAAGGAAUGGUUAGUGCUGAUCAUAUUUUUCCAAAAGAAUAUACUGAUGGACUUCGACUAUUACAAGAUAGAGCUUUACGAAGACAACGAAAUGAGGUUAGUCAGUUAAUCGAUGAAGAAUUUGGCUGUCAAGUAUCUGAUUUAUUUUCUUAUCUUUCUCCUGAACCUAUUGCUGCAGCUUCUCUUGCUGAGGUUUAUGAAGGUCAUCUUAAAUCAACUAAUGAACGUGUUGCUGUUAAAUUACAAUAUAUUGAUUUACAAGAUCGUUUUGCCGGUGAUAUAUUAACUAUUCGUAUGAUAUUAUAUGCAAUUGGUAAAAUCUUUCCUAAAUUUGAAUUUGGUUGGAUAAUUGAUUCAGUAAAAAGUAAUUUAGAACGUGAACUUGAUUUUAAAUUAGAAGGUGAAAAUGCUGAUCAAUGUUAUGCUCAAUUAUCACCAUAUUUAAAAUAUAUUUAUGUUCCAAAAGUUUUUUGGGAAUAUACGACAAAACGAGUACUUGUUAUGGAAUAUAUUGAUGGUAUUAAAGUUUCAGAUACAGAAAAACUUCGACAAACAAAUUUAUCAUUAAAAGAAAUUGAUACGAAACUUGUUCAAGCUAUGGCUUUUCAAAUAUUUCAUUCCGGUUUUGUACAUGCUGAUCCUCAUCCAGGGAAUGUUUAUGUCAGAAAAGAUCCGAAAACACCAACGAAAUCAAACGUUCAAAUUGUUUUACUUGAUCAUGGUUUAUAUGUAACAAUUAAUCCAAAAGACCGAGAAGCUUUAUGUCAAUUAUGGAAAUCAAUUAUAUUGAAGGAUGAAGAUAAAAUGAAACACUAUUCACUAGCACUUGGUGUACAAGAGAAAGAUUAUUUAACAUUUGCUACUGUUCUAACUAUGCAUCCAAUUCAUCGACCUAUACAUGAAUUGGCAAUAUUACCUGAAGUAUGGGAUCGAAUGUCAUCUGAUGAACAAAAAGCAGCACAUGCACAAGGAAAAAUUCGUCUUCCUACUGAAAAAGAAUUUUUAAAUAUGAGUCCACAAAAAAAAUUGGCGAUACGUAAAGAUUUUACAUUUAUUUUCAAUGAUAUUCAAGAUAGUGUCUUACGAACUCUUCAUGAUAUGCCUCGACCAUUAUUAAUGAUAUUAAGAUUAAAAGAAUUUGGAUUAUUCUAUUGUUUUGAAAUCAUAUAUAUAUAUAUAUGUAUAUAUGUAGAAAAGUAUCAUCGUUUAUUUGCGGAAAUACUUAUUAUGCAAUCAUUACGUUCUCGACAUGGUAGUGUAUCAUUCCGACAGAAAAUAACUAAAGAGGAAAUGGAUCGAAUACGAUUAAAAGCUCGAGAAACAAUGGAUGAAGUUAUUUAUGUAUUCAAGCAAUUACCGGACAAGCUUAUUCUUGUUCUCAGGAAUUUAAAUCAAAUACGAUCAACAAUUCGGGAUCAUGGAAAUCUAAUUGAUCGACAUACUAUUAUGGCUCGAAGUGCUAUUUUGGGUGCUCGAAAAUAUGAAAAACCACAAAGAUUUUUCAAAGAUCGUUUUUAUGCACGAUUAGAAUUAUUUAUUUUUGAUCUGAUACUUUUCAAAGAUCGAACAGAACGAUGGUUUAAAUAUAGAUUCUUGAAAAUAUUAGUGUUCUUUGGAUAUAUUUCAAAAGAAAUUGAACAUAUGGUUGAAGCAUUUCAAUAA
This is a messenger RNA of Rotaria sordida, 2103 nucleotides long. The record is from the annotation of a GenBank genome assembly. NCBI's taxonomy places the organism in Eukaryota, Metazoa, Rotifera, Eurotatoria, Philodinida, Philodinidae.